This is a messenger RNA of Phoenix dactylifera (date palm), 2383 nucleotides long. The record is from RefSeq and is a predicted model, not a curated record. NCBI's taxonomy places the organism in Eukaryota, Viridiplantae, Streptophyta, Magnoliopsida, Arecales, Arecaceae.
GCGACCUGCUAUUAGUGUGUAGAUCUUUUGCCAUUCUUUAACAAUUUUGGCAGCUUCAUGACCCCACGACUCUUACCAAGGAAGCCAUCCAUGACCCCCUUGAUGAGAUCUCAUCAUCCCAGUUCUAGACCAGAAACCAAUAGUCAAAUGAGGUGAGACUUGCCUCCAAAGGAACCCACAAAUGGCUCCCGUUCAUAGCAUUGUUCAAAAACUUAAGCAUAGCUAAUCAUGUCCAUCAAAGUGCCACCCCCUCACCCUCAUUAAACUAAUCCAACCUUUUCUCGAGUAACAGCUAACAGGGCAUCAAUAUCAAUGGUGGUAGGGCAGAAGAAAGGCAGAACACAAAAGCUAAGAGGAAAGCUCGAGCUUGUCCUCCACCUCUCUCUCUCUCUCUCUCUCCCUCUCUCUUAUUUCUCCCUCCCUCAGUUUCAGCAAAAAGAUCCGAAGGAAUGGAAGGGGAAAGGGAGUACUCCCCGCCCUUUUGGCCUCAAGCCCAAAGAAGGCCCUCUCCCUCGUGCUCUUCUGGCCUCAGGCCCUGGGUUCUAGUCCUCUUGUCUUCUGUUUUUAUUAUUCUUUUCUUCCCUUCUUUGCUCUCCUCCUCCUUCCGUGGCCUCCGCCCUGGGGGCCUCAUAAGGAACGGAUGGGACGCCCUAAAUCUCUGCCUCGUCCUCUUCGCCAUUCUAUGCGGACUCCUCGGCCGCAACGACGGCGACGAGGCCGAGAAAUCGCCCAGCUCCAGCGAGUGGCCCGCGGUCGGCUGCUCCGCUCCGCCGCUGGUGCCGAGUAGCUACGGGGAACCCGCGGCGAACCCGGUGGCGGGGAGUCGGCGGAUGAGGAGCAGUAGCUCGUACCCGGAUCUCAGGCAGGAGGCGGUGGCUGCGUGGGGCGGCACCGCCGAGGGGUGGCGGUUCUCCGACGACAUCCAGCUUUAUCACCGCGGCCGGAGAUCGGAGGGGGAGACCAAGACGAUCCCGAUGGGCUCCGGCGAGGGAUGGCGGUUCUCCGACGACGUCCAGAUGUACCAUCGUGGCUGGAGAUCGGAGAACAACCACCGGGCGUGGGAGAGCACGCCGGAGGCGGAGUCGAAGACGAUUUCGGUGGAUAAGUUUAUUCUUCGGAAAAGCCCGCCGAGAUCCCGAUCUCCGCCGCCAACUCCUCCUCCUCCUCCUCCGCCACCGCCGCCGCCACACGGGCAUUCGAGGAAGUGGAGCGUCCAUAAUAAGCUUCCGGAGAAGGAAGUGGAGCAAGAAACGAAAAUGGAAGAGGAGAAGCCCCAGCAACCUCCGCCGCCUCCUCCACCCCCGCCGCCGCCUCCGCCUCCGCCGGCGACGCGGGCUGAGAAGAGGAGUCCCAAGAAAAAGAGUGGUGGAGGACCGAAGGACAUCGCCACUGCUAUCGCCUUGUUCUACCACAAGAAGAGGAAGAAAGGGAGCAAGACGAACAAGUUCCCCGACGAUACCUCGCCUCUCGCUAAUGCCUCUGCUGCUCCUCAAGCUGCGCUUCCGCCGCCGCCGCCUCCCCCGCCCCCUCCUUCGUCGCUCUUCCACCAGUUAUUCUCGCACAAAAAAGGGGGGAGCAAGAGCCGAAGGAUCCACUCGACGCCAACUCCUCCGCCGCCGCCGCCACCACUACCUGCACCUCUUAAACGACGAUCAAAGAAGCACGUCUCCCCCCCUCCUCCGCCUCCACCUCCGCCGCAGAUCCAGAAAUCUAGGAACCAGGCCUCUUCCUCUCCUCCAUCACCGCCGCCACCGCCAGCCCCACCACAGGUAAAUCUCUACAAGAAGAGAGAAAAAUCCAAUCUUUCAGGGUUUUCUCUCCCACCUUCAUCUUCCCUGCCGCCGCCACCUCCGCCGCCGCCUUCGCCGUCGCCGGCAGAUCUACAGCGGUUGUUCUCCGAGGAAGAGAUCGUGGUAGAUGGAAUCCUUGGAGGAGGAGGAAUGGAGGGCGAGAAGAGAGAAGGAAAGGAGGGGGUGGCGCCGGUGUUCUGCCCGAGCCCCGACGUGAACAAUAAAGCAGACCUCUUCAUCGCCCGAUUCCGAGCUGGCCUCAAGCUCGAGAAGCUCAACUCCCUCCGAGAAAAGCAACGAAGACAACAAGAAGAACAGCAGCAGGCCGAGGAAGUCAUGAUGGUGGGAGGAAUUUUUCACGAUGGCAUCAUUCCAAGGUGAGCAUCACCUUCCACCGCCAUCGCCGGUGGCGCCGCCGCCGCCGCCGCUCCAUGCAGCGAAAUUGAUUUUUUUCUUGAAAAAUCCCUUUAACAAUUUUUUACUAUUCAAAUUCUUAGAUUUUUAUAUACCGGAUUGAGACGGAGGCGACAGCACGGAAUAGUGGAGAUUUGGUGUGUGAUGUUUGCACUUGUUUUAUGAUUUGAGUGUGUAUU